AUGAGUUCUACUAGGACGCUGGUAUCCAGUUUACUGAGUCUUGGGGCAGGUUCAGGACUUACUUAUCUAUUGAUCAAAAACAAUAACGAGACAAAGAUCCUCUCGCCAUCCUCAACAGUACCAGGUAAUAGAUCUACCAAUACAAGUGUUACUACCGAGAAUACAUUAGUUUCUCCUGCUGAAUGGUUCAAAUUCGGAUUUCCUGGUCCCGUCCAUGAUUUACAACGUAGAGAACAAUUCGUAUCAUGCUAUAACAGACAAACUAGAAAUCCAUACUGGGUUGUCGAGCAUUUCACUCCGGAAUCACUAGCGACAAAGUCAGGGAACCGUCAAGGUUCUGUGUUCAGAGAAGAUGAACAAAUCCCAGAAUUGUUCCGUGCCAAAUUAGGUGAUUAUUUCAGAUCAGGUUACGAUAGAGGUCAUCAAGCACCCGCCGCAGACUCUAAAUUCUCACAAAAAGCAAUGAACGACACUUUUUAUUUGACUAAUAUGUGCCCUCAAGUAGGACAAGGUUUUAAUAGAGAUUAUUGGGCUCAUUUUGAAUUUUUUUGCAGAGAUUUGACUAAACAAUACAAGAGUGUCAGAGUAAUGACAGGCCCAUUAUAUUUACCAAAACAAGACCCCAAUGAUGGAAAAUUCAGAGUCACCUAUGAAAUGAUUGGUAAUCCACCAAAUGUAGCUGUACCAACCCAUUUCUUUAAACUUGUUGUUGCUGAAAAUCCAAUUGAUAAGAAAAAUAAACAAGAUGGGAAAUUGGCCAUCGAGGCAUUCGUAUUACCUAAUGAUCAAAUCUCGAACGAUACAAAAUUAUUAGACUUUGUUGUACCUGUGAAUGCUUUAGAGAGAAGUACAGGUUUAAAUCUAUUACAAGCUGUGAACAAAAACUCUAUGGUCCCAUUGUGUAAAGAAGUCAAUUGUCAGAUCGUUGUGAGAGACUUCAGCAACAAGAUGAACAACAACAACAAACAGAAGAGUCUUCCACCAAAGAAAUAG
Maudiozyma barnettii is the source of this 993-nucleotide messenger RNA. It is a transcript of the gene NUC1, whose product is annotated as ribonuclease. The transcript has a single exon. Gene Ontology annotation, biological process: apoptotic DNA fragmentation. NCBI's taxonomy places the organism in Eukaryota, Fungi, Ascomycota, Saccharomycetes, Saccharomycetales, Saccharomycetaceae. Gene Ontology annotation, molecular function: metal ion binding; RNA endonuclease activity; single-stranded DNA endonuclease activity. The record is from RefSeq and is a predicted model, not a curated record. The coding region runs from base 1 to 993 and encodes 330 amino acids. Gene Ontology annotation, cellular component: mitochondrial inner membrane; nucleus.